Trichobilharzia szidati is the source of this 546-nucleotide messenger RNA. NCBI's taxonomy places the organism in Eukaryota, Metazoa, Platyhelminthes, Trematoda, Strigeidida, Schistosomatidae. The record is from the annotation of a GenBank genome assembly.
AUGGUUUCUGGCAAUUAUCUCCUGUCAAGUGUCAAGUGUUUUCAAUUAUGUAAAUUACUCCUUCCUAUAAAUCCGAUUGUUUUUACUCAGCGUAAGCUGUGUCAUUCCUUGAAACAAUGUACGACCACUACUACUGCUACUACUCCUACCACCACUAAUAGUAAUAAUAAUCAAAAUAAUAAUAUUGAAGAGAGUAAAGAAUAUCUAGAGAAAUUAGAAGCUGCUAAGAAUAAUCCACCUUGUGGAUCAACAUUAUACCAAGAAGAUGAUCGUUUCCCGCCUAUUGUUUCUCCUGAUCCUAUAUUCAAUUGGGAGGCGUUAAGAAUUAGUUUAAAAGCUCGUGGCCUAUAUGACAAAUUCAAUAUUGAUGGAUUAAUUGAUUUAGAAAAACGAAUCAGUGAUUUACGCGCAAAAAUGAAUGCUUUAAUGAAGGAGAGGGCUUUACUUCAAAAACAGUAUGAUGAAAAGAAAGAGAACUCAGCUGAAAUUGCAGCCGCUGCACGUGCUGCAAGAAAUGAACACAAAUUACUGGAGGUGUGUUACUAA